UACGUGAGAUCGUUCCUACGUCACCACUUUUCAAAAUAGAACUUUCGCCCACACUCCCUCCACGAUCGACGACAUUUUCUUGCAAACAGUUUUCUUGACCAUGAAGUUCUCCCUCCCAAGCGCUGCUCUCUCGACCAUGUGGUUGGCUUCUGGCUUGAAAACGGCGGCAGCCUUUGCCCCUCGAUCCAGAACGAUUGUAUCUCGCGCGGGCGCCAUUGCCAGUGCCAACUUAGCACCACGAACGUUCGCCACACAGACCAACAUGGCCAAUGUCCUCAAAUUGUCAGAGCCACAGAGCGAGCUGCUGGAUCAAGUUGAUGUUUUCAUUUUUGACUGUGACGGUGUGAUUUGGAGGGGAGAUUCCUUGAUUGAUGGCAUCCCUGAAACACUGGAGAAACUCCGUAAAUUGGGAAAGAAAAUGUUUUUUGUGACGAACAACUCCACCAAAUCUCGGGCUGGAUACAAGAAAAAGUUUGACUCUCUGGGUCUUGAUAUUCCUCCUGAAGAAAUCUUUUCCAGUUCCUUUGCCGCCGCUGCUUACUUGGAACAGACCAAAUUCAAAGAGACAGGAAAGAAAAUCUAUGUAAUUGGUGAAGUGGGUAUCUGUGAAGAACUGGAUCUGAUUGGUGUCCCAUACAUUGGAGGUCCUGCCGAUUCUGACAAGACACCCGAUAUGGGUCCUGGUGGCAAAUUAAUUGUGGAUGAAGAUGUUGGCGGUGUCAUUGUGGGAUUUGAUCGCAAUGUCAACUACUACAAAAUCCAAUACGCACAACUGUGUAUCAAUGAAGGUGGUGCCGAAUUCAUUGCCACAAACUUGGAUGCUGUCACACACCUUACCGAUGCUCAGGAAUGGGCUGGAAAUGGAAGCAUGGUUGGAGCCAUCAAGGGAUGCACGGGACAAGAACCCACUGUAGUUGGCAAGCCCAGCCCACUGAUGAUUGAUUAUCUUGCCGAGAAGCUGGGUCUGGAUAAGGGACGCAUCUGUAUGGUUGGUGAUCGGUUGGAUACCGAUGUUUUGUUUGGAACCGACAAUGGGUUGAAGAGUGUUCUUGUAUUGAGUGGUGUCACUACCGAAGAGAAGCUGUUGAGCCCUGAGAACACAAUCACACCUGACUUGUAUGCUGACACCAUCAACGACUUCUUCUUGGAAGUCCCAGCGAAGGUGGAGAGCUAA
This is a messenger RNA of Seminavis robusta, 1174 nucleotides long. NCBI's taxonomy places the organism in Eukaryota, Bacillariophyta, Bacillariophyceae, Naviculales, Naviculaceae. The record is from the annotation of a GenBank genome assembly.